Messenger RNA from Lindgomyces ingoldianus, 2118 nucleotides. RefSeq lists its product as uncharacterized. NCBI's taxonomy places the organism in Eukaryota, Fungi, Ascomycota, Dothideomycetes, Pleosporales, Lindgomycetaceae. The coding region runs from base 1 to 2118 and encodes 705 amino acids. The transcript is spliced from 4 exons. The record is from RefSeq and is a predicted model, not a curated record.
AUGACCCUCAAUAACUCGGCCGUCCAUGAGGUGCCCUGGACAGCACAGAACCAAACGAGGGCGCUGAUUGCAAAGCUACAGUUGGGACAAGUGCAGACGCUGCGGACGAUGCAUCUGACACUUGGGGCAUUCAGUCUGGCGUUGACCCUACUGACGGUUCAUCGGAUCAUCUCAGAUGCGAGGAGGGUGGCUGCAGUCAAGGUCACACCGAAGAAACGGCGGUUCUAUCUUCUCGAAAACGUCCACCCCGCCGAGACCUUCCCACUUGCACUGGCUUGCGGUGCGGUUAUACAACAAAUCAUAUUCGUAGCGGUGCAGAGCACAUCCCUCCAUAGUGUAUUAUCUACUAAAUGUCGAGGACUGGCUAUGGUCACUUUCCCAGCGCUGUUCAUCGUGGGCUACAUUACGCUGGUCUUCGGCUUCGAGAUGGCAUUAAGGGCCUUCAGAUACGAACGAUUCGCACCGCGAGGGAAAUGGAGUGUGUCGAUCUGCAUGGGAGUCUUCUCAUUUCUGGUCAUCCUGACCUGGAUCCCUACAGUCGUGUGGCCAAUGUUUCCCCGCUGCAUGGGUAGUCUCAUCUGGUUUCCGAUGCGAUACGAGCUCAUUUCAAUCGUCAUUUUGAGCAUUUUGACCUUCUUCUUCUUCCUCCUUGCGGCUUUGAUCAGCAUCCAACUAAUGAGAACCUCCGAUAUCGACCCAAAUGAGCGAAUUGCAGCAUCGCGGAUGUGCUACUACCUCCUGGUCGCUGCGUUGGUCUACGUUCUCGUUCUCCCGGUCGAAAUUCAAGCCCAUCGACGAGAUUUCUUAAAUACACUCGCCACUUCAAGAAUUGCUGAGAUCUCUCUCUUUAGUUCUGGGAUCGUUAUCGCAUUCAUUCAUCUCUUCCUCCGCGUGAAUGCCACCCGAAUGGUUAUCAAACCGGUCGGGGAGACGACCGCAGCCCCAAAGACAAAACGACCGAGGAUCCGAUUCUUUGGGCCUAGCGAUCUUGAAAUGAACAUUAGCGGCCCGCUAGCUUUGCAGGGUGGACGUCGUCCGGACAGCCGUCAAGGCCUCAUUGAUGUCGGCCCAGAGAAGAAUCGAUAUGAAUUUGAUGCCGACUACUUCACUCGACCAGAGAAGAUGACACCCCUUAGCCCAGGUUCAAUGCAAUCACAAGGCCCCAUUGAUCCGUCUAAAUGGCCCCUCCCACCAGACCCAAUCCAGACAACAUACUUUGCCGAACCAAAGGACGGUUCAACUGGUCUCCACAAGCGCUCGAAGUCCUCCUAUUCCCUCUUUCCCACGCGUGCCGAGGAGAUUCCUCGCCUGCCUGCGACAGUAUACUCGCCACAGAAAUCCUCCAACCUCGCUGCUCGACGUCAAACCCGACGAAGUUCUCUCGCGGACGCUAAAUCAGUGACAGACGUCAGCGAAGCCUUCAAUUGGCUAGCGGCGCCACCACCGCUCUUCACUGGACGCCCACAUCGCCGCGACGAGAGCACGGACAGCAGUGCGACGGUCCAAAUAGGCCUCCGCUUCUCAGUUGCCCCCGCUGCUAUUGCUGCUGCCAAUUGCACUGCCAUCAACCGAGCAAUGUCACCUGCUAUACCAGGUGCCCCUCCCCUCCGACGCGACAACAGCGACUUAUCCAGCUCUGAGUCCCUCGGUCUUCCUAUCCAAUCUCCCUCUUCGAAGUCAUCUAGCACCGAUAUUCUAAGCGAUGAUCCUAGUUCUAUCUCUAUCCCUAGUUCUCUCAAUUUCCCCGAGCCACCCCGCUUAACAUCUCCGACAAAGACGGGCCUAGGAAAAACACCAGUCUUUCCAGUGCUGGCCAAAGAGGUCGGUCCAUCAGACGUUCAAACAGCACGUGAUAAGAGUCUACCACCUACGCCACGCUCUGCCUACCCUAGUCCACCACCAGCUUCUCAACCACCCCUAAGACCUGGUAUUGUCAGUGGGCUGAGGAUGAAUCCGGUCUCUCCAGCCUCACCACCCAGGUCGGCUACCACAAGGUCACCGACUAGUGCACGGUCGCCCAUCAGCACAAGAUCACCAACUGUUCCUUCGCCCACUGCAAGGAUACCAUUGGGUGCCGGAACAAUGGCAAGGAGUCCUCCACCAAAUGGUUGGAUAUGA